Colletotrichum abscissum is the source of this 2064-nucleotide messenger RNA. RefSeq names its product C2H2 finger domain-containing protein. NCBI's taxonomy places the organism in Eukaryota, Fungi, Ascomycota, Sordariomycetes, Glomerellales, Glomerellaceae. The transcript is spliced from 5 exons. Bases 1 to 2064 code for a protein of 687 amino acids. The record is from RefSeq and is a predicted model, not a curated record.
AUGGGCGGCGAUUACGACGAAAUCCUUUCCGAAGACAAGGAUUACGAUAUGGAAGACCAGAUGAAGCUCUUUGACGGGAAUGUGCAUCCAUCUGAAUACUGGCUGCGCGAGCUAGAGAGCUUCAACGAGGAUUCCUUCGCCUGUCAAGACUACAGUCUGGGGACGACGGUGCUCCUCGAUGCCGUCGAGGGACAAUGGCACCAAUUUUGCGCUGUCAUCAAGCGCGACGUCCAACAGUGUUACGCGACCAUCUCGACCAGCAUCAUGCACACCUUCUUCGAUUGGUUACUCAACCAAAAGGUCGGCAAGGACGGCAGGAGGAAACGUGGAAUCAAGAAGAAAAGUUCGCUGGGAACAUACUGGAAGGUCUUUCGGCUCGUCUACGAGAGAGCCGUGGGCGACAAGCUUGAUCCAAAGCUGAACCGCAGCAUGCACAGGGAAGGUAACUCUCCCGGACCUAAGCCAGUCCUACAACUGACCAGCCCAGGUUCUGCGACGCUUAUCGAAGAGGCACACACAACAAAGAAGUCCUUCAAGCUUGGGGAACUGCGCAUCCUCGCCGUACUCUUUCUCCUCCUGCUUGCCCCUGCUGGUUCUCGGCCAACGGCGACGCUCAACCUACGAUUCAAGGACAUUCGGGUCGCUUUGGCAAGGGACCCAGAGGGCGGGCCACACAAGCUUCUUCUUCGGCUCACUCCUGAAUUCACCAAAACCUACCUCGGCGAAAAGGAACAGAAAACAUACACGAUCCCCCAAACCAUGUUUGAUCCGUCCUUGCUCUUAAGCCCCCACGUCUUUCUCCUGGGCAUCAUUUUCCGUCACCGAGCUUUCCGUGCACCAAGUCUUACCUCGCCGCAUCACCUUCAAAGCCUUGACAUACAUCCUGGCGAGAAAGAGCUUCCCUUGCCGUUGAGGGAGGACCUCAACCAGACCUUCAUUUUUCGUCGAGCUGUCGAGACUUUGACGGGUUAUCAGAUGUCCCGUAAUCAACGCAUAUCUUAUGGCAUGAUGGCAGCCUGGGUCAAGAGAAUCGGCGAAAUUAUGGGGCUCAAGGACCCUACGAUAGCCUACAAUCUGCGCUACAACGCUGCCAAUGCAUUUGACCAAAGUGUCGACGUCAGCGAGGCUCUGAGAAAUUUGGCCAUGGGACACGGCAAUUCCGACCCUUUCCAGAGGCACUAUCUUGGGCGCAACAUCUCUGCUGGUCUCUGGGGUAUCGUCCGUGGACAGAAGCCACAGCAAGCACUUCUCAAGCAGUCUUGCAGCAUUGGCCACUCCAUCUCGCAGCGUCGUCCAAUCGAUCUGACGGCAGGGCAGUCUGCCUCUGUUGCGACGCAUUCAACCAUAAGAGCACUUACGGAAGCUAUUCCGAAACUGCCUCUGGGCUCCAAAGAAUACAAAGAAGCCAAACGGAUGAUGCGCAAAGAAAAGGAGAGACUCAGGAGAGAUCUGAAACAGCAAAUCAGGGACGAAUGGACUGACCAGCAAGCCACAGACGACAUCGAGCGCCAAAUUCGCGGCGUUGGGUUUGCCAAACCGGCAACAAUGGAUCCCUGUCACCCUCAGAGACCAGCACAAAAGCGAUUGCUCGCCAAGCUCACAGCCCCAGUUGUCACGACACUGGAAGGGCAGUACCGUCGAAGAGACGAUGCCAUCGAAGCGGUGUCUGCGUACUGUCUUGUUCAAGAAGGAUGUACGGUGCGCCGGUCCCAGCAUAGGCCAGCAGAGGGCCCACUUCCUUCUUCGUCAGGCUGCCCACGAGAAAGCACCCCUUUAUACGAAGCUACACUGUCCGUAUUUGUUGCUGACAAGGAAGAGCGGCCAAGACGAUGCUUCGUGUGUAUUGGUCAAGCCUUGUGUCUGCCUACGGAUGAUGAACAGCGGUUGAACGAACUUAUGCACGAGUUCUACACCUCUAAUGACUUGACCAAACACUUCAAACGAAAGCACCUUGACAAAAUCGCAGGCUGCGAUCAGGUAGACUGCAAGGUUUGCGACAUGACUCUCAACAACAAGAUGCAUUUUCAGCGUCAUGCCCGCGACAUUCACGGGACCGUAUCAUGA